Panicum virgatum (switchgrass) is the source of this 1322-nucleotide messenger RNA. RefSeq names its product WRKY transcription factor WRKY51-like. The transcript has a single exon. Gene Ontology annotation, molecular function: DNA-binding transcription factor activity; sequence-specific DNA binding. The coding region runs from base 195 to 1109 and encodes 304 amino acids. The record is from RefSeq and is a predicted model, not a curated record. NCBI's taxonomy places the organism in Eukaryota, Viridiplantae, Streptophyta, Magnoliopsida, Poales, Poaceae. Gene Ontology annotation, biological process: regulation of DNA-templated transcription.
GCCUUCCCUCUCCCCACCCAUUUCUACCUAUAAAACCCACCCCACACCCCACCUCUGUUCCCAUCUCGCGAAGCCAAGAAUCCACCACCACCAUCACCGGCGCCGGCAAGCAACGAGCCAGGCUUCGCUCCCGUCGCUCCGUUCAUCUCUCUCCGAUUCAGCGCCGCCAGGGAGGCAGCGGAACAGCCAAGGCCAUGGCGGUGGACCUCAUGUCCUGCGGCGGCGGCGGCGCCUACGAGCACCUGGCGUUCCAGGAGGCCGCCGCGGCGGGGCUCCGCAGCCUGGAGCUGCUGGCGUCCUCGCUCUCCCCGCGCGCCGGGUCCCCGCCGCUCGGCCAGAUCGCCGACCAGGCGGUGUCCCGCUUCCGCCGCGUCAUCAACCUGCUCGACCGCACGGGCCACGCCCGCUUCCGCCGCGCUCCCGCCGCGCCGCCCGCGACGCCUCCCGAGUCUCCUCGCCCGGCGCCCGUCCCGCAGCCCCCGGCGGCGGCCGCCCCGACGACGAAGAGCCUGACGCUGGACUUCACCAAGCCGCCCCCGGCGGUGGCGGCCAAGGCGCCCGCCCCCGCGCCGGCGGCGUCCGCGACGUCGACGUCGUUCCUGUCGUCCGUGACGGCGGGCGGCGAGGGCAGCGUGUCCAAGGGGUGCAGCCUGCAGGCAGCCGUGUCCUCCGGCAAGCCACCCCUGCCGAAGCGCAAGCACCCCGCCGCCGCCUCCGCCGCCGCCGCCGCCGCGCACCAGCACCAUCACCAGGCGGAGGCGGAGCCCGGCGCCGCCGCGCGGUGCCACUGCGCGAGGAAGCCGAAGCGGAGCCGGCAGGGGCUGUCCCGGCGCACGGUCCGCGUGGCCGCCGCGGGGGCCCAGGCGGCUUCGUCCCACGCGCCGGCGUCCUCCGACAUCCCCGGCGACGACUACUCGUGGCGCAAGUACGGGCAGAAGCCCAUCAAGGGGUCCCCCUACCCGCGCGGCUACUACCGGUGCAGCAGCGCCAAGGGGUGCCCCGCCCGGAAGCACGUGGAGCGCGCCGCCGACGACCCCGCCACGCUCGUCGUCACCUACGAGGGCGACCACCGCCACGACGCCGCCGCCGGCGCCGCCCGCGCGCCGUGAGCGAGGAUCGUUAGCUCGUUCUAGCAGUAGCAGCUCUAGUAUGCUUGUUUGAUUUGUUCUUUGGUUGGGUUAGCGGUAGACGACGGUCGCGCUCGUGCUUCUUCUUCUUCUUGUAAAGAAAACCAUCAAUCAAAUCAAAGAGAGAGCCUCUCCAACUGCAUCCCCAAUCGGCAAUUUUCCAUGACAAUCCCAAAGUUGGGUUUUUUUUGCCGG